AUGUCAGCCAUUGGGAAGCGUUUAUGUCUUUUGGUGGUGUCAACCUUUAUUGCGUCUCGGGUGGUUGGUUACCAAGCAACGGGCGAUUUCUCUGAAGAGUGUCCGCCAAUGCAAGUCUCUUGUCGUCUUGUGAGUGGAUUGUAUCAGCAACAAACAACAGCAUGCAUAUCUUUGGUGCCAUAUCAACCCUCAUCCCAUCAUCCAUCUGGUGCUUCCCAUUACCUGCAAUUUGGUGAACCUCCUGAAACAAAGGUCCCUUAUCGAUCGAUCAUGUCAGCAACAAGGAGCAGGUUUAUACCUUUGGCGUCAGCAAGCUUUCGAUCAUCUCGUGGUUCUGAUUAUCGGCAAUUCCUUUGA
Molecule: messenger RNA, 357 nt
Organism: Lichtheimia ornata
Lineage: Eukaryota; Fungi; Mucoromycota; Mucoromycetes; Mucorales; Lichtheimiaceae
Exons: 1
Coding region: 1-357 (118 amino acids)
Source: RefSeq, a predicted model, not a curated record